Trichomonas vaginalis G3 is the source of this 666-nucleotide messenger RNA. RefSeq lists its product as uncharacterized. The record is from RefSeq and is a predicted model, not a curated record. Bases 1 to 666 code for a protein of 221 amino acids. The transcript has a single exon. Lineage: Eukaryota; Parabasalia; Trichomonadida; Trichomonadidae.
AUGAUGAGGAACAUGUCUGAUGUCAACCAACUCAAGAAAGAGUUCAAAUUCGAACAACAAAAAUUGAAUACUUUACUUUGGCGGUUAGUUCCUCAGAAAAUUUCAGAAAAGUUUUUGACAGAUGAUUUGAAAGAUAUAAUUGUUGGAAAGAAUUGCGCUAUUAUGUGUGCAACCGCCAAAACCGCUGUCAAACCGGAAUUAAGGUUAACUGAAUUAGAUGUUACAGAAAUAAUCAUGAGUUUGAGUGACAAAAUUAUGUCACAAAACAAAAACAUUAUGAGAUUGAGGACGUUCAAUGGAACUUUUCUUUUUAUUGCUGGUUUGUUUGAAGAGAAAAGUUGCAAAGAAAACAUUGAAGAUCUCAUUAGAUUUUGCGAUGAAUGCGGAAAGAAAGUUAAAGAUAUUUUCAAGAAGAAACAAAGUUUGUGCGGUUUAAUCAAAAGUGGAAUUGUUUAUGGAUACAUGAGUGGAAUUUCUAAAACAAUUUUCGAUGUUUUGUCAGAUUCUGCCAUUGAAGUAUUUGAUUUAAUUGACGUCGUUCCUGCAGGAAAACUUUGUAUCUUGAAGGAUGAAUACGAAGCAAUCAAUGAUGCUGAUAAAAGAUUUGUUGCAUAUCUGCCUCCAAGAGAUGUAGAUGUUGAAUUGUAUAUCAACAGAGGAGAAUAA